Molecule: messenger RNA, 4602 nt
Organism: Spea bombifrons (plains spadefoot toad)
Lineage: Eukaryota; Metazoa; Chordata; Amphibia; Anura; Pelobatidae
Gene: MCF2L
Product: MCF.2 cell line derived transforming sequence like
Exons: 34
Coding region: 135-3788 (1217 amino acids)
Biological process (GO): positive regulation of Rho protein signal transduction; intracellular signal transduction
Cellular component (GO): cytoplasm; extrinsic component of membrane
Molecular function (GO): protein binding; guanyl-nucleotide exchange factor activity
Source: RefSeq, a predicted model, not a curated record
AAACACAUCAUGUAAGGAGGAGGAUUCACACUCCACUAUUCCCUUAAUUCUGCCAGAAGACGCUUUCUCAGAGGGAGAAAAUCAACCACAGCUACCUGCUGACCUGCGCAACCAAAGGUGCAGCCCUUUUAUUCAUGACUGAGUGUUGGAGACUCUUCCUGUGCAGGGAAUUUGGGAAUAGCAGUUGUUUAGCAACCCAGAGAUCAUCCAGUCACGAUGACAUUGAAGAGAAUGAUCACCAGGUGGAGGUGUCUGAUGUCAUUCAGCUUGUCCCUGAUGACCAACCUGAGCUGGAGAUAGAAGCAGAUGAUAUCAUGCAUCAGGACACCUUUCCCGUCUGUGCUGCAGAUAUUGAGGAUCAGCUGAGAAAACAGUUUGCCUUCUUGUCUGGUGGAAGAGGAGAAAAUGGCUGCCCCGUCAUCACGUUCCCGGAGUACCCAGCAUUCAGCGAGAUCCCGGAGAAAGAGUUCCAGAAUGUGCUUACAUACCUGACUAGUGUCCCCAGCUUACAAGAUGCGGGAAUCGGUUUCAUCCUUGUGAUCGACCGAAGACUGGACAAAUGGACUUCAGUGAAAGCUUCUAUCCUGAGGAUUGCGGCAUCUUUCCCAGGGAACUUGCAGCUUGUCAUCGUCCUGCGUCCAUCAGGAAUUUUUCAGCGUGCUUUCUCAGAAAUCGCAUUCAAAUUCAACAAAGAUGAAUUUAAAAUGAAAGUACCGAUCAUUAUGCUGAAUUCAGCAACAGAAUUGCAUAACUAUAUUGACAAGACACAGCUGACUCCAGAGCUUGGUGGCACGUUGGAUUAUUGCCACGCAAGCUGGCUUUUACAUCGCACGGCUAUAGAAAACUUUGCCGUCAUGGUCAAGCAAACUGCACAAACGUUACAAUCCUUCGGGACAGAGUUGGCUGAAACAGAGCUGCCAAAUGACAUCUCGUCAACCAACAACCUUCUAGCUGCCCAUACUGAGAAGAAAGACAAAAUGAAGGAUGAUCUGUGGUUGGCACUGAAGCAGGGACGUGAUAUAUUAGAAAGAAUCAUGGAGCCCGUUAAAGAGAACCCUGACUACAGGAUGAACCAGGACCAGCUAGACAAUCGGACAACAGUGGAUAGGCUCCUCAUGCAGUUAAAUGAAACCGAAGCUGCAUUUGAUGAAUUUUGGUCUAAACAUCAGCAGAAGCUUGAACAGUGUUUACAGUUGCGUCGCUUUGAGAUUGAAUUCCGAGAGGUCAAGAACACUCUGGAUGGUAUUAUGGAAAGGUUAGCAGUCUUCAGUGAUGUGGGAAACAGUUGCUCUCACGUGGAGCAUAUCCUUAAGGAUCUCUUCAGCUUUGAAGAACGUUCCCAGAAAGCUUUACAGUGUGCACUUGACUUGGCCAGCGAAGGUGAUCAGCUUAUCAAAAUGAAUCACUAUGCUGUGGACUCCAUUCUUCCUAAAUGUAACGAGCUUUACCAUCUGUGUGAGAGUGCCAGCAAGCAGAUACAGGAGAGGCGAGAACACCUCCGUCUGUCCUUAGAACUUCACAGGCAACUGGAGAAGACUAUGGAGUGGUGCGAUGAAGGGAUUUACUUGCUUGCUUCGCAACCUGUGGAUAAGUUCCAGUCUCAGGAUGGAGCAGAAUCAGCACUUCAAGAGAUUGAGAAGUUCAUGGAGACUUGCUCAGAUAACUCCAUCAGGGAUUUGUCAUGGGUUUUAAAGCAAUACGAAGCUAUUCUUACCCAGGAAUUGAAGGAGCAUGUCCACAAGGUGUACCAGAAGCAAGGAAGUAUGCAGGAGAUGUUUGAAAAGAGGAAAGGAAGCCUCCGGAAACUUGCAGCAAAGCAGACCCGGCCAGUGCAGCCCGUGGCUCCGAGACCUGAAGCACUUUCAAAAUCUCCGAACUCUUCCCCAGGUCUUCAAAGAGCCUCAGAAAACAGAUGUACUCCAGAAAGUGUUCUUCAGCGUCGCUCGAACUACCGCAGGGCAAAGAGUGAGGUGGAUGGCAAUCAAGGAAGGAGUUCUUCCAUAAUGGAGGAUGAAGAAAAUUUAGCUGUGUUAAGAAGGCAUGUCAUGAAUGAACUCAUUGAGACAGAGAGAGUAUAUGUGGAAGAGCUGCUCUCUGUUCUUGAGGGUUAUGCUUCUGAGAUGGAAAACCCAUUGGCAAUGCACCUUCUUUCCCCUACGCUCCAGAAUAAAAAGGAUGUAUUGUUUGGCAACAUGGAAGAAAUUUACCAUUUUCAUAACAGAAUAUUCUUGCGAGAACUGGAAAAUUACACAGACUACCCAGAACUAGUGGGAAGAUGUUUUCUAGAAAGGAUGGAGGAUUUCCAGAUAUAUGAGAAGUACUGCCAGAACAAGCCACGGUCAGAGAGCUUGUGGAGGCAGUGCUCAGAUGCUGCGUUUUUUCAGGAAUGCCAGAGAAAACUUGAUCAUAAGCUGAGCCUGGACUCCUAUUUACUGAAACCAGUGCAGAGAAUAACAAAGUACCAGUUAUUGUUAAAGGAAAUGCUGAAGUACAGUAGGAGCUGUGAAGGAGCAGAAGAUCUUCAGGAAGCCCUGGCUUCCAUCCUGGGCAUUCUCAAGGCUGUAAAUGAUUCAAUGCACCAGAUCGCCAUCACUGGAUAUGAGGGGAACCUAAAUGACCUUGGGAAACUACUAAUGCAAGGAUCCUUCAAUGUAUGGACAGAGCAUAAAAAAGGCCACUCCAAAGUCAAGGACCUUGCUCGAUUUAAGCCAAUGCAGAGACACUUGUUUCUCCAUGAGAAGGCAGUGCUGUUCUGCAAGAAGAGAGAAGAGAACGGAGAAGGUUAUGAGAAGGCCCCUUCGUACAGCUUCAAGCAUUCCCUAAAUAUGAGAGCUGUUGGAAUAACAGAGAAUGUCAAAGGGGACACCAAAAAAUUUGAAAUAUGGUACAAUGCAAGGGAAGAAGUUUAUAUUGUACAGGCACCAACCAUGGAAAUAAAGGCUACCUGGGUCAGUGAAAUCCGAAAGGUGUUGACGAGUCAAUUGCAGGCAUGCAGAGAAGCCAGUCAACACAAAUCCCUAGAGCAGACCAACAGUUCUCCUUUACCAGCUCCGUCUAGUACUAGUCCUCUGAGAAGCAAGUCAGGAAAAAUAAAAAAACUGGAAGAAAGAAAAACAGAGCCCAUAUUAAGUCCGGACACAAAUUUAGCAUCGCUACCAAAGUCCCUUGAAAAAAGCAAAGAUGGCACACCUCCUAGCCCUACCUCAGAAUCUUCUUCAUUCUCAAAAAAGCGCUUCAUUUUGCAGGGUUUUCCUAACCUCAAAGCUCAGAAAGCUUCUCCUACCAGCCCCGACAAAAAAGCUAAACGCCAUGAAGUAAAGAGUGAUCCAACUCCAUUUGGUUUGAGAGGUUGGAACAGAACAACUCAAUCGUUGGAUGUCUCAGAAGAAAACAAUGAUGGGUGGUCCAGUGGAGAAGACCAGAUAAAUUCUUCAGAUGCUGAGGAAGAUGGAGGAGAAACUAAUGAUAAAAAACUGAGUCCAGGUGAAUAUACAGUUGUUAGAGAUUGUGAGAAAUGUAGUGCAGAAGAACUUCCGGUAAAGAGUGGUGAUAUAGUUCAGUUGAUACGUGAAGAGGAGGAUGGAGUAUGGUAUGUGAAGAAUCUGAGCACCAGCAGAGAUGGGUUUGUGACAGCCAGCAACCUGAUGAUUCUCAUUGGGACUUCCAAGUCUGCACACUCGCUGAGCAGCUCUGAAUCGGGGACUGCUUCUAGCACUUUAAGCACUUCAUCCAGCUGCAGUGAAAGUUGCAAUGUGAGCAGCACAAGCUUCUCUGAUAUCAAGAGCUGAGUCUGAAUUCAUACUACAAAGUCCAUCCUGUUCUGGACAGAAGAACCUUUAACAGGCGUUCAGUAAGAAUAGUAGGAAAUAAUGCACACGUUUAUUUCCCAACACGUGCGUUUAUGAUUUUCAGAUGUUUCUGGAUGACAGCUAUUUCUUGCUGAAGCUAAACGGACUGUUAAAUGUCUACUCCUAGCCCCACUCAGCUGCAUGUGAGCUGAUCAAGCCAAUGAUUACAAGAGUGAAGGAGGAACAUGUCUCUCUCUGCGUCAGAGAACCUGCCUUCGAAAACACUGCACUUUUUGGAAGUUCAGUCCACAGCUUUGAAAAGUGUUUACACCGUUUACAUUUCACCCCCCAUGGAAACUUGCAUUGCUAUUGGAGGAUAUGAAGUGCCACACUACGACAAACUGUAGUUGUACUGCCAUUGUGGUUCCGUGUCUUGAAGCACUGUGCUUUCCACAAACACACCCAACCAACCCCUUUCAAAGUCUCAUGAGAAAAUAAUUACACCCCAUCAGUAAAGACUAUCUUCACUUUUUACUGUGGCCUUUUUUUCGGCUAUGGAUGCUUUCUAAAAAGAAAAUGAUGUCAACUUUUUAAGUAAUACCGCAUUUUCCUAAUAUAUUUGAUUGGGUCACGGAUUAAAAACCCAAACUAAACACAGUAUGAGAGCAACUUUUUUAUUUUUUUUUUACUGCUUUUUACCUCCAACGUGGAAUGAACUAUGUAAUCAAGCAGUAGACUUUUUCACAUCAUAGACCGUAUUCAAACAUUCUUACGAAAAUCAUCAUACGGUUUAUAAGCAGCACUUUUUACACUU